Molecule: messenger RNA, 1122 nt
Organism: Armigeres subalbatus
Lineage: Eukaryota; Metazoa; Arthropoda; Insecta; Diptera; Culicidae
Exons: 1
Coding region: 1-1122 (373 amino acids)
Biological process (GO): DNA integration
Molecular function (GO): nucleic acid binding
Source: RefSeq, a predicted model, not a curated record
AUGCAUCAAAAAUUCUGCUCAGUUAACGGAAAGACAAUCGCCAAUUUUGUGUGUCGCAAAUGUCCGCAAUGCUAUCGCCUAAACCCUGCUCCAGUUUCUCAACCCGUUGGCCAAUUGCCAAAGUCCCGCACAGCACCAUGUAGAGCUUUCACCGUAGUUGGAGUGGACUACUGCGGACCCGUUUACUUAAAACCAGCGCACCGACGAGCAGCACCACGGAAGGCAUUCAUUGCCGUAUUUGUUUGUUUCGCCUCCAAAGCCGUGCAUCUGGAAUUGGUCUGUGACCUAUCCACAGAGGCCUUUAUUGCAGCCUUACGUCGCUUCAUCGCACACCACGGGAUGCCAGCAGAAAUCCAUUCGGACAACGGUACAAAUUUUCAAGGGGCGUCGAAUACGUUGACCGAAUUAUACCGUCUUCUCGAAGCGAAACACACCAGAGAAUCAAUCAACCGAGAAUGCAGCAAACACCGAAUUCAGUGGCACUUCAUUCCGCCAAGAGCACCAACCUUCGGCGGUCUAUGGGAGGCCGCUGUGAAAACCGCGAAAACAACACUGAGAAAAGUGCUCGGAAAAACGCAGCUGUCCUACGAAGACUACGCAACAGUGCUAGCACAAAUCGAGGCAAACAUGAACAGCCGACCGCUUACGUCCUUAUCCAUCGAUCCUAUUGAGCUAGAUGUCCUCACUCCCGGUCAUUUCAUCAUCGGGGCACCGCUUAUAAGCCUCCCGGAACCAAACUACGUGCAAAUUCCCACCAACCGACUAAACCACUACCAACAGUUGCAAAAAUUGGUCCAGCAGCACUGGGAUCGCUGGAGGAAAGAAUACCUCACAGAACUGAACCAUCGUCGAGAGAAAACAACACUUCCCAUUGAUGUCCACAUCGGCCAAAUUGUUUUUGUUCAGGAGGACGGCAAACCUACCAUCGAUUGGCCUAUUGCACGCAUCGAACAAAUUCAUCCUGGAGCAGACGGAGUAGUAAGGGUCGUAACUUUGCGAACAGCUAGUGGAACCUACAAACGACCUGUGACCCGAAUUUUUCCUCUUAAUUUCGACCAGCAACCGAUGAAUGCCGUAGCCGAUAUUUCCGAUACGCAGUUAGCUGAAAAUAUAGAUAAUUAA